AUGCCGCCGGAGCUGGUGCGGCAGCUGGGCGAGAUGGAGGAGCUCGUGGAGGAGAUCCUCAUCCGCCUCCCGCCGGACGAGCCCGGGAACCUCCUCAGCGCCUCCCUCGCCUGCAAGCCGUGGCGCCGCCUCCUCGCCAGCCGCGGCUUCCGUCGCCGCUACCGCGACUUCCACCGAACGCCUCCAAUGCUCGGCUUCCUCCACAGCUGGCUGUGCACCGAGUUCGUCCCCACCACUGACUUCCGCCCGCGCGAGCCCGAUCUACUGCAAAGUCGUUACUCCGUGGAGGACUGCCGCCACGGCCGCGUCCUCCUCCAGUACUUCGAUAGGGAUGCGAACAUGCCGCUCUUAGUCAUCUGGGAGCCCGUGACGGGCAGCCAGACGGUGCUGCGCUGCCCCGAAAUGCCGGGGACGACCAGCGCUGCCUCGGUGCUCUGUGCCGCGGACGGCUGCAGGCACGGUGACUGCCAUUUCGGUCCAACCCUCGUGGUUUUUGUCAACCUUGACGAGGAAGCCAGGGCCGCUACGGCGUCCGUGUACUCGUCUGAGACGGCUUCACCAUGA
This is a messenger RNA of Aegilops tauschii subsp. strangulata, 564 nucleotides long. NCBI's taxonomy places the organism in Eukaryota, Viridiplantae, Streptophyta, Magnoliopsida, Poales, Poaceae. The record is from RefSeq and is a predicted model, not a curated record.